This is a messenger RNA of Adineta steineri, 1083 nucleotides long. The record is from the annotation of a GenBank genome assembly. Lineage: Eukaryota; Metazoa; Rotifera; Eurotatoria; Adinetida; Adinetidae.
AUGAUGUUUUGGUUUUCUUUAGGUUCACCAGGUGAAACAAUUAUAUUUGCUCCAAGCUCUUUAUAUGAACUUGAAGAUCCGUUGCGAUUAAUCGCUACUGGUAAUUUCAAUGGGGAUAAGUAUACGGAUCUUGUUAUUUUUUAUUUAUCCGAAAACACUAUGCAGAUACUCUUUGGUGGGACCAAUGGAAGUUUUAAACAACAAGUGUUACCUCGAACUUUACAGGGUGCGGUAUUGUCAAUUGAAAUUGCAGAUUUCAACGGUGAUAAACAUGCAGAUAUUGCCAUGAUUUACGCGCACGACUACGGUUUAAGUGUGAUACUUGGGGACGGAAAAGGAAAUUUUGGAUCGGAAACAGGUUAUCGAACUACUGAAGAUUCGAAGUUGGUAGCUGUCGGUGAUUUUAAUGGAGAUAGUCUUUUGGAUAUCAUCGCUCUCACUCUAGCUGAGAAAGUUGACGUGUUCGUAGGCUAUGGUAAUGGGAGUUUUUCGAUGAAAACGAGCUUCUCCUUAGGUGGUGAACCGAGAUCAGUUGUUGUCGGUAAUUUCAAUGGUGAUAAGUACACAGAUUUUGCUGUUAUUCGUACGGACGAUACAAAUGGGAUGCAAAUGACUGCGAGUAUUUUUCUGGCCUGUGCAAAUGGAACUUUUCAAGAACGAAAACUUUUUCCACACGAUCAUUAUGCAUCAACAAUAGCUGUUGAAGAUUUUAACAAUGAUAAAUAUAUGGAUAUCGCUGUUACUAGUUAUAUACAUCAUAAUGUGAUUAUUUUUUUGGGGGAUGGUAAUGGAAGUUUUACAGAACAAAUAAUUAAUUUGCCUCGUAGUAUGCCGUUACUUAUAGAUGCUGGUGAUUUCAACGGCGAUAAUUAUAUAGAUCUUAUUAUUAGUCAUUUGAAUAGUAAUGAUCUCAGUGUAUUCUUUAAUUAUGGUAAUGCAACUUUUCAAAAGCAAAUGACAGUUAAAACUACAAAUGAUCCGACAUAUGUUAUUCAUGGUAUUCUCAACGAUAAUAAUCGACUAGAUAUUAUUAGUACUCGUAUCUCUGAUAGAUAUUUCUCUAUUAAUCUAAACACCUGCUAA